AUUCUUUUUUUUAGGGGUUAGAAUGCAUAGCGUAAAUAAAAUUUGGCAAGUAAUAAAUUUAGUUUAAAAACAAUCAGUAUUUUCGAUGAAAAUCGGGCGAAUUCCAAUUGUAAUGGAUCUACAAAAACGGUUUCGAGGAUGUUUACUAGGUGGUUUAACAGGAGAUUGCCUUGGAGCACCUUUUGAAGGCGAUACAAUGACACCGGGAUCAAGAUUAGUUUUACAUAAUUAUAUGGACAAAUUGUAUGGAGAAUAUACAUCAGGCCCAGUAAAGAAUUACACAGAUGAUACAGCAAUGACAAAAGCAGUUGCAAAUAGUUUAAUCGAAAACGAAGGAUUUGAUGCAAAAGAUAUGGCUAAGAAAUUCGUAAAUGAAUUUUAUUCAGAUCCAGGACGUGGUUAUGGUGAAGCGAUACCAAGAGUAUUCGAUAAGUUACGUAAACAAAGGUAUUCAAAUUUGUACGAUCCAGCCCAACAACAAUUUGGUGGUAGUGGAUCCUAUGGAAAUGGAGGCGCAAUGCGAAUAGCACCAAUAGCUUUAUUUUAUCAUAAAAAUUUUAAAAAAAUGAUUGAAGUUGCCACAAACUCAACAAAAUUAACGCAUGCAAAUAUUAUUGGAGUUAAUGGUGCUUUGUUACAGUGUAUUGCAAUUCAACAAUGUUUGCUAUUAAAAAAUGAGCCACAAGAACGUUUAAAUGAACUGAAAUUUAUUCAAGAUAUUGCAACAAAAAUGGAGACUUUGGAGAAUGUUGAUUCUGAUAUACAUGAUUUCAAACGGCCAUAUCAAGAUCAAUUGCUUGAACUCCAAAACUUAUUAGAAAAUCCAGAUAUUGCCUAUGAUGAAAAUGUUAUUAACAAAUUAGGAAAUCGUAUUGUAGCUUUAUACUCUGUACCAACAGCAAUCUAUUGUUUUCUACGUGCAACGCAACCUAUGAAAGAGAUAAAGACUGAUAAUCCUGUAAGACGUGCCAUACAGUAUGCGAUUUCAUUAGGUGGUGAUACGGAUACAAUAGCAUGUAUGGCGGGUAGUUUAGCUGGAGCAUAUUAUGGUGAUUAUUAUUUCAAUGAAUCAAUUCGUAAACAUUGUGAAUCGUCCGAAGAUAUUGUAAAAACCGCUGAUAAAUUGUUUCAUAUUAUGCAAACACAAUAUCCUGCAAAGGAUGAAACCGACAAAUAAAUGUACAUUUUAUUGGCCGAUUUCUUAUGUAUAUGAAAAUAAAUGUAUUUUUU
This is a messenger RNA of Chrysoperla carnea, 1230 nucleotides long. RefSeq names its product ADP-ribose glycohydrolase ARH3-like. The transcript has 5 exons. Lineage: Eukaryota; Metazoa; Arthropoda; Insecta; Neuroptera; Chrysopidae. Gene Ontology annotation, cellular component: mitochondrion; nucleus. The record is from RefSeq and is a predicted model, not a curated record. The coding region runs from base 86 to 1177 and encodes 363 amino acids.